Molecule: messenger RNA, 15630 nt
Organism: Aspergillus oryzae RIB40
Lineage: Eukaryota; Fungi; Ascomycota; Eurotiomycetes; Eurotiales; Aspergillaceae
Exons: 2
Coding region: 1-15630 (5209 amino acids)
Biological process (GO): amino acid activation for nonribosomal peptide biosynthetic process; secondary metabolite biosynthetic process
Cellular component (GO): cytoplasm
Molecular function (GO): phosphopantetheine binding; catalytic activity
Source: RefSeq, a predicted model, not a curated record
AUGGGAAGCAUUGGAGAAACAGUGAAAGCUUGGAAUCACAACGAUGGCGUGGAAAACCAAUGGAUGUGGAAUGCCAAGGUGCCUACAUGUGCAGAGUCCACUGUGCAUGAAUUAAUUGCCCAGCGUGUCCAAGACCAGCCAAAUGCUGCAGCAGUCUGUGCCUGGGACGGCAGUUUGACCUACCAGGAACUGGACAGACUAUCUCGCCGCCUCGCAUGCCACCUCGUCCAGAAAUUGGGCAUUGGGGAAGGCUCUAUCAUACCGCUAUGUUUCGAGAAGUCUAUGUGGACGCCCGUUGCCAUGUUAGCCGUGAUGAAGACCGGAGCGGCCUCUGUGGCCCUGGAUGUAACCCUUCCAAAGCCGCGUCUGCAGUCAAUCACCCAGCAAAUACAGCCAAAUGUCAUCCUAUCCUCCAAGGCACAGUGCAGCCUUGCAGGUAACCUUGCCGCGAGUCCGGUUCUGACAGUUGACUGUCCUGCUCUCGAUGCAAUGGACACUGCCGGCGUAUGCCUUCCCAAUGUCGACCCUUCGAGCACGCUGUAUGUCGUCUUCACAUCUGGGAGCACAGGGACUCCCAAGGGUGUGAUGAUUAGCCAUAGAAACAUUUGCAGUGGUCUCCGACACCAAAGAGCUUUGGGAUACGCCAACGCUCGUCGGGUGUUUGACUUUGCAUCGUAUGCCUUCGACGCCGCCUGGCUAAACUUUCUGCACGCCACUGUCUCUGGCGCUUGCUUAUGCAUUCCGUCGGAGACAGAUAGAAGGGAGAAUAUUACAACAUGUAUGCAGGAUAUGAGAGUUGACUUCGCCCUACUUACCCCAAGUAUCGCUAGAGUGAUUAAUCCUGCCGCGGUCCCAGCGCUGCGAACCCUUGUUCUCGGGGGUGAAGCGAUGGCUGAAGUGGAUAUAAUGACUUGGGCCUCCCAGGUGGAUCUUCGAAAUGCUUACGGUCCAGCUGAGUGCACCAUCGUGGCAACGGCAGCAAGAAUUGGGGACAGUACAGGCCAAUCGGGAAACAUUGGCUACGGAUUAGGUCUCAAUACCUGGGUAGUGAGCCUUCAAGGGGACUGUCUUGCAUCGAUCGGAUCAGUUGGUGAAUUGUGGCUUGAAGGCCCACUGGUGGGAAAAGGGUAUCUUAAUGAUCCGGGGAGGACUGACGCUAGCUUCGUGCACAACCCACCCUGGCUGACGCAAGGAUGUGGACUGGUGACGGGACGUCGGGGUCGUUUAUAUAGGACAGGCGACCUAGUCCGAUAUGAAAAAGAUGGUUCACUCGUGUUUGUUGGUCGCAAAGACUCACAAGUCAAGAUUCGUGGACAACGGGUUGAACUGGGAGACAUUGAAUACCAUGUGCAGUCUGGCUUGUCACAACAGCUCCAAGGACCGGCUGUAGCUAUCCUGGCCACCCCAUGUGGCAGUGAUAAGACCUUUUUAGUGGUAUUUCUUAGCGUGAGUAGGGCAUUCAUGGAAUCAUAUCAUGAAAGACGGAGGAUGGUCCAGGACCUCACGUCGGCCCUACACGACAAGUUGGUCGAGGACCUUCCCAUGUAUAUGGUACCGAGUGCCUAUGUCCCAGUGGCAGAGAUGCCCAUGACAGCGACCGGCAAGACGGAUCGACGACAACUUCGGGAGAUGGCCAAUGCUAUGAAAGUAGAAGAACUGGUGCAGCUUCAUCCAAAGUGGGAAGGGAAGCGAGCGCCAGUAACUGAGAUGGAAAAGCGUUUACAGGAAUUAUGGGCGCAAGUACUCAAUAUCAAUUCGUCCAGUAUUGGUCUUGACGAUACUUUCUUCAGCCAUGGGGGGGAUUCUAUCUCUGCCAUCCAACUUUCAGCGAAGUGUCGAGCUGCUGGUUUCUCGAUCACUAUCCCACAAAUCUUUCGCCACAAAUCACUUCAAGAUCUCGCAACUGCUGCAUCUCCCUUACCCAGCUUGGUCACUAAGCCCAUAGUGGAAACCAACAAUGCCCGCUUUGCCCUUUCUCCGGCUCAGCAGUACUUCUUCGAGCAUCAUCCGGACGGAAACAAUCAUUUUAAUCAAAGCUUCUUUCUUCGAGUGACGCAAACAAUCGAUCCGGCGCGCCUGGGCAAAUCACUCCAGCAGCUGGUAUCAUGGCAUCCAAUCUUAAGAGCUAGAUUCAAUCGGGCGGGAGAUGGGAGUUGGAUGCAGUCUAUUCAGACAGAAGCUGCUCAAUGCUACCACUAUCAUGUAACUCGAAUAGAAGAGCCAAACCAGGUGAAAGAUGUGCUCAACUCAGCACAAAAAAGGCUUGAUAUUGAGAAAGGCCCACUGAUAUCAUUUGAUCUGAUCCAGACAGUCGAUAGCCAGUUUCUAUUUCUUGUGGCACAUCAUCUGGUUGUGGAUCUAGUUUCCUGGAGAAUCCUGAUAGAAGAGCUGGAGGAGCUAUUGACAACCGAAAACACAACAAGGGAGCAUUCAUCCCUCUCAUUCCAGGCAUGGUGCAAAAUGCAAGAAACAUAUAGCAUGCAACAUCUGCUACCGGAAAAGAGUCUACCAUUUCCUGUAACAAUCCCUUCAUAUGACUGGUGGGGUCUCGAGCGAAAGGAAAAUACACAUGCGCAUGCAGUCCGGAAGAGCUUUUUGACCUGCAAGAGCGUCACGCAUCUCCUCUUGGGCGAAGCCAAUCAUGCCUUUCAAACACGACCGGUUGAGAUCCUGCACGCAGUAUUACUGCAUUCAUUCGCGAUGACAUUCCGCGACAGACCUCCCCCGACUGUAUUCAGCGAGGGUCAUGGUCGAGAAGCAUUUGACGACACAAUUGACCUUUCUAGGACUGUUGGCUGGUUCACUACCAUCUGGCCGGCGCACGUUGAGUGGAACAACCGACAUAGUAUAACCGAGGUUGUACGUCGCACAAAAGAUGCUCGACGGCGGGUGCCAAUGAACGGCUGGGCAUAUUUUGCCUCACGUUACCUUAAUGAGUCUGGAAAAGACAUGUUCAGGGGCCAUGGCUUGCCAGAAAUCCUUUUCAACUUUGAAGGCCUCUACCAGCAGCUCGAGAGACCCAAUUCUUUGUUUCGUAAUACAGACAAGCCCCACGACACGAUUUCAGACUUCUCGGGAACAACUCAUAUGUCCGCAAUCGUUGAUGUAACUGCAUUAGUUGUCGAUGGGUGCCUAACAUUCCAGUUCCUUUACAAUGGAAAUAUGAAGCAGCGAGAUGGGGUGGAAAGGUGGAUCGCUCAAUGCAAGGAGUCGCUCGAGUUGGCAGGGCACGAGUUGGUCCGUCUAAAGCCGAGCUAUACUAUGUGCGACUUUCCACUCCUGUCUCUGACGGAUGAAACACUCAAAAAGUUGAAUGAAGAUGUUCUUCCAGAGCUAGGGAUCUCCUAUGGAGAGGUUGAAGAUAUAUAUCCAUGUUCUCCCGUGCAACAGGGGAUCCUUCUCAGUCAAGCUAAGAAUUCCGGCUGGUACAAUACUCAAGUAGUGUGGCGCAUACGAUCUUCAUCGCCAAUCAGCGUUACUAGACUACAACUAGCAUGGAAGGAGGUGGUUAAAAGACACCCCAUUCUUAGAACAGUUUUCACAGAUGGAGUGUCCCCAGAGUCCUACCGCGACCAAAUUGUGCUCAGGAAGCUGGAGCCCGAAGUUAACUGUGACUGUCAAGAGAAUGGAACACACAUCGCCGCCUCAAAGACACCUCAACCGAACUGGAAGGUCAGGCCGCUCCAUUCACUGUCAUUAGUCUCGAGAAGUUCGGGCGACGUGACUGCGGAACUGAAUAUCAACCAUGCGAUUAUCGAUGCAGCAUCUAUGGAAAUCUUGAGACGUGAUCUUUGUUUAACAUAUAGCGGGUUAAGCCUACCAACCAACGACGUCUCCUACCGUGGAUACAUCGAAGUCGUUCAAGGCUUCCCGGUGGACCCAGCGAGAGCCUUUUGGAAGAAAUACCUAGAAGGUGUUAAGCCCUCUAUUUUCCCGAGCUUGCGUAGUGACACCCCCACAGACAGGACUCAUGUAGAGCUUCCAGUGACGCGGGUUGCCCAGGAACUACAAGCGAACAUUCACACCUUUUGCGAGCGACAUGGGGUCACACCUUCGAAUAUCUUCCAACUAGCAUGGGCACUCGUACUGAGGUACUACCUGAAUGAUGAAGCUGUUUGCUUUGGCUAUAUCGUCUCUGGACGAGAUGCACCCAUUGCUCAUGUCGAGGAUAUUGUGGGCCCUUUCAUCAAUAUGCUCGUCAGCCGAUUUGACCUAAAUGACAGCGUGACGGUCCUUGAAAUAUUGAAGGACACCCAAGACAAUUACCUGGAAGGACUGGAUCAUCAGCAUUACCCAUUGGCUAGUGUGCUGAACUCCUUAGGCAUGACGGGGAAACAGCUGUUUAACACAGUGCUCCAAGUGCAACGAAACGUGACGUCGAAUGAGAUAGAGGGCUCCGCAAUAUCUGUUGACAUUAUAGAAUAUGAUGAUCCUAUGGAGUUCGAUAUUUCUAUCACAGUCACAGAGAACACCCGAGAUAUGGCCAUAUCAUUGCAGUACGACCCGGCUAUCAUGACAGAAACACAAGCCAUUAGCCUGAUAGGUUCAUUCCAAAAGUUCGUUGAAGAGAUUAUACAACUACCUAAAUCGAAACCUGAUAAUCUUAUUGCAAUCGGAAAUCAGGACCUGUCAAGAGUAUGGGGAUGGAAUAAAGAAAUCCUUUCUCCCAACAGCAUAUGUGUUCACGAUCUAUUCUCGGAAUGUGUACGCCAACAACCAGAUGCUCCAGCUGUGUGUGCCUGGGAUGGUGACUUAACUUACUCUCAGCUUGAUGAGCUUUCUACAUCUCUCGCCUAUCGCCUUCUGGCACAUGGAAUCGGCCCGGGGUCAAUUGUACCCCUCUGCUUCGAAAAGAGCUUAUGGACCCCUGUCGCGGUGUUGGGAGUAAUGAAAACAGGAGCUGCCUCGGUAAUGCUAGAUGUUACACUGCCGAGACAGAGGUUAUUAUCGGUAAUAAACCAGCUCGAGAAAGGUCGGGUGGGUGCCAGUGUUAUAUUAUCCUCCACAUCGCAAUAUAAGGUCGCGAGUGACCUGGUUGCCGGUCUGACUAUUUGUGUUGAUGCUCUUGACCAAAUCAACCAGCCUCCUGGACCUAAGCUACCUAAUGUCGAUCCCUCUAACACACUUUAUGUGGUGUUCACGUCGGGAAGUACCGGGACCCCUAAAGGGGCGAUGAUCAGCCAUACCAAUUUUAGUAGCGGCAUAUGGUAUCAGCUCCAGGUGCUGGGGCUUUCCUCAACGUCUAGAGUUUUCGAUUUUGCGUCCUACGCUUUCGAUGUGUGCUGGUCAAGUAUACUCCAUACACUUGUCGCUGGAGGGUGCAUCUGCACGCCGAGCACGGCCCAAACUCGCAAUGAUAUCCAUGGGGCUCUUGCCAUGAUGAGAGCCAACUGGGCCCUCCUGACCCCAACUGUUGCUCGUCUCCUGGAUCCAGCUACCGUCGGCCAUGGGUUUGUGCUAGUUCUCAUUGGUGAGAAGAUGACUGAUGAAGACGUUACGAAGUGGCAGCCUCAUGUGGACCUAGUUAAUGCAUAUGGGCCUGCAGAGUGCACCGUGAUCAACACAGUCAACAGAGUAAACGAUAUCCCACAAGGGAGUGGAAACAUUGGUAGAGGCUUUGGUUGCCACACGUGGGUAGUUAGCCCUUCGAAUCACCAUCAUCUUCUUCCUGUUGGCUGUACAGGUGAGCUAUUGAUUGAGGGGCCGUUGGUUGGUCAAGGAUAUCUUAACGACCCAGCCAAAACAGUGUCACAUUUCGUGGAGGCACCAUCAUGGUUGAAACAAGGUAGCCCUACUGUACCUGGACGUAAAGGUCUUCUCUACCGAACAGGUGAUCUUGUUCAAUAUCAAGAAGAUGGCUCACUCAAGUUCAUGGGACGUAGGGAUGACCAGGUGAAGAUUCAUGGACAACGUGUUGAACUCGGGGAUGUGGAGCAUCAUGUUCGGCAAAUCCUUCACGACCAAUUCCAGGAACCAGAUGGAGUCGUGGCGGAGAUACUCCAGACGGGUAUCGGUGACGCUCCAGUCUUGGUGGUCUUCCUUACUGCUGGAAAAGAGGAUGGUGUAUCAGGUCAUGGUACCUAUCCUGCAUUGCACCGACAUUCAGGGGUAUUGAGGGAAGGAUUAUUAACGCAACUGCCACUGCACAUGGUACCUGCAUCCUUGAUAGUCGUAGAAGCGAUACCCACUACCGCAACAGGUAAAACCGACCGUCGAAAGCUUCGCGAACUUGGUGGCUUGCUUACGAGAGAGGAGCUUGCAUGGGCGGUCCCCACCCAUACAGAAGGCGUUGACACCGAGGGAAGCCCAACCUUGAAUAGUAUGGAGCUUCAACUGCGAGAGCUGUGGGCUCAAGUGCUACGAAUCAGUCCGUCCCGCAUCAACGGCCAAGAUAGCUUCCUCCAGAUUGGAGGUGAUUCGGUCGGUGCUAUGCGGCUGGUUGCGGCAGCCCGAAAUCAAGGACUGUCUUUGAAUGUUGAAAAGGUGUUCCAAUCGCCCCGACUCUGUGAGAUGGCCCUCGCUACUGGAAUAUCACACGAAACCAGGCAGCCGAUCCCUUGUUUCUCUUUAUUAUCGAGUGACGUACACGUCAGCCAAAUGUGCGAAGAUGUCGCCCAACGGUGCAAUGUGCCAGUCGACAAAAUUCAAGACGUAUUUCCCUGCACUCCACUGCAAGAAGGAUUGCUUGCCCUGUCCGCGAAGCAGCCCGGAAACUACGUCAAUCAACUCACAAUGAAGCUAUCCCAAGGGACCAACCUUGCACAGCUGAUAGGAGCCUGGAACAAAGUCAUACAAGAAACACCAAUCUUGAGGACCCGAAUCGUUGAUACUCCUGGGCUCGGUCUGGUGCAGGCUAUCAUAUCAGAGGAAGUUACAUGGAGGACUGCUUAUGACCUUUCAGUGUACCUGAAGCAAGAUACUCAGACGCACAUUGGUCUCGGAACACCCCUGGUCCGCUUUGUAGUUGUGAAAGAUGAACAAAGUGGAGAAGGAUCCAUUGUGUGGACAAUACACCAUGCAUUGUAUGAUGGAUGGUCAAUGCAACUGAUCCUAGACCAAGUCCACAAGGUAUAUCAUACCAAGGACACUCUUCCCCUCGGUCAAUUUCAACGAUUUUUGCAAUACACGCUUCAGACAGAGGAUUCACAGGAUGAAUUCUGGCAGCGAUAUCUUUCCGGUGCCGAUAUAGCAUCGUUCCCUUCGUUACCCAGCCCAUCAUAUCGCCCACAGGCCAACGCCAUAGUAUCACACAACCUAACCAACAUCAAGUGGCCUGAAAGCGAUAAUAUCACGAGUGCGACAGUGAUUCGAGCUGCUUGGGCCAUCUUACAGUCUCAGUACACUAAUACAUCUGGUGUAUGUUUCGGUGCUAUUGUCAGCGGGCGGCAAGCACCAGUGGUUGAUAUUGAACGGAUAGCAGGACCUACAAUUGCUACAGUGCCGAUCCAUGUGAAUAUUGACUGGAUGAAAGACAUAAGGGGGCUCCUGUUACAGAUACAGGCAGAUGCAGCGGCGAUGAUUCCAUUUGAGCAAACCGGUCUACUAAAAAUCCGUCGAACUAAGUCAGAUGUCGCGAAGGUAAGCGAGUUUCAAACGCUGCUGGUCAUUCAACCAGUUGCCCGAGAUGAACAGCCUCCUCAUGUGGGUGAUUUGUGGAGUAUUGAGAAGUCCGCGCAUGACACAAGUGCUCCUGGUCUGAAUGAUUUCAACAACUACUCGAUCCUAGUUGAUUGUGAACUCAAGUCAAACGGUGCCGAACUGACCGUCAGCUUUGACACACAUGUGAUAGAUGAAUGCUUUGUGCAGAGGAUGGUAACACAACUGGAGCAUGUCAUAGAGUCGAUUUGCAAUCACCCGCUAGAUUCCACCUUAGUCAAAGACAUGACAACAAUCAGUACCACCGACCUCGACGAUAUACGUCGCUGGAACAGGACUGUUCCCGAGCCACAUACAGUCUGUGUGCAUGACUGGAUCAUCGAUCAAGCGAGGAAGCAUCCAGCCAAAAUGGCCAUCCUUUCUUGGGAUGGAAGCCUGACCUACGAGGAACUGGACAAAUUGUCUACCUCCCUGGCUCAGAGCAUCAUACCCAUGAUCAACCCGGGAUCCAUCAUUCCUCUAUGCUUCGAGAAAUCUAUGUGGACCCCAGUUGCUAUGCUCGCGGUCAUGAAAGCUGGUGCUGCAUCCGUGGCUUUAGACACGACCCUCCCAAAACAGCGACUUCAGGCAAUUGCAGACCAGGUCAAGCCUCGUCUCAUUCUUUCGUCAAAAGUAAGCGCUACCCUGGCACUGACCCUCUUGGGUGAUGUGAAAGGUAGCCAAGUGAUCACUGUGGAUUAUGACGGCAUCAAGACGCUGGGGGUGAAGAGCCCGAAGCUGGAUCUACCAAUAGUAGACCCUUCAAGCACUCUGUAUUUGGUAUUCACGUCUGGCUCUACUGGAAGCCCCAAGGGCGCAAUGGUAAGCCAUGCCAACUUCAGUAGUGGGCUUUUUCACCAGUUAAGUGCUCUUCAAUAUAAUACCGACACGCGUGCAUUUGACUUUGCGUCUUACGCCUUUGAUGUGUCCCGCACGGUUUGCUUGCGCACAUUAGCAGCGGGAGGCUGUCUCUGUGUUCCACAUGAGACAGACCGUCGAAAUAAUACAGCACAGUCGAUGUGCCAGCUCGGAGUGAACCAUGCGCAUCUCACUCCAACAAUGGCCCGUUUACUACUACCUUCCGAAGUUCCUGCACUGCGUACUCUCGUACUGGGUGGAGAGCCAAUAGGAAAGGACGAUGUUGACAAGUGGUAUGGGCAUGUUUCUCUCAUCAACACUUAUGGCCCCGCGGAAGCAACUUCGACCAACACAAUCCAGAGGAUUAACAAUACCGAGGCACCUUGCAUCGGCAGGGGCAUCGGCUGUACAACAUGGAUAGCUGACCCCUUGAACCCCAAUCAUCUAUUGCCGAUUGGCUGUGCCGGAGAGCUGUUGAUCGAAGGCCCUCUUGUGGGUCAAGGGUACCUAGGUGAUGGGGAAAGCACCAUGACCAACUAUAUUGAGAAUCCACCUUGGCUACUGAAAAUGGGACGAAGAGGUAUUCUUUACCGCACCGGAGACCUUGUCCGGUAUAAUUCAGAUGGAUCACUGAUGUUCAUCGGCCGCAAGGAUGCCCAAGUAAAGAUUCGCGGCCAGAGGGUUGAACUUGGCGACAUUGAGCACCAUGUUAGAUCUAUUCUUGUUGCGUCAGAAUUUCAAGGCUCUAUAGCAGCAGGAGUGACAAAGCCACAAGGCAACAGUGCCGCUUUCGUGGUAGCCUUUUUGACGGGUGAUAAGACCCAUAGCGAGCCUAAUACCUACAUACAAAGCUUGACAAAUCGCUUGAAUGAUGGCUUAGCCAACGAGCUUCCAUCCUAUAUGAUUCCACGGGUUUAUAUACCAUUGAACGCUAUGCCAUUGACGGCAACAGGGAAGAUUGACAGACGCAGGAUUCAGGAGAUGAGCGAAAGGCUUACGUUGGAUGAUAUUCGCAAAUUCCAGCCACAACACCAGGAUCGCCAUGCACCAACAACUGACAUGGAGCUCCGUCUCGCUCAACUGUGGGGUCGGGUCUUAAAUAUAUCCACCCGUGAAAUUGCGAGUGAAGAUAGCUUUCUACAAGUUGGAGGCGACUCAGUUGGGGCCAUGAGGCUGGUUGGCGCUGCUCGGGAUCAGAGCUUAUCAUUAACAGUUGAACAGGUUUUUAAAUCGCCUCGUCUGCGCGAUAUGGCACUGCUUGUCAAGGCCGUUGAGUCAAGCGAGAAGCCCGUUGCGCCAUUCUCCCUUCUUCAUCUAGGUGUUCCCGAGGAGGGCUGUCCAAAUAUCGACACCUGGCGCGCCCGUGCGGCUUUACUUUGUAACGUGAAGCCCAGGCAGGUUGAAGAUGUCUUCCCCUGUACUCCACUACAGCAAGGUAUUCUGGCACUGUCACAAAAGAGACCUGGCCACUAUAUCAACCAUGCGAUACUCCAGAUAGAUCGUGCCAAGGUGUCGCUAGAUCGACUAAAACAAGCUUGGCAGCAAACAAUCCAAAUGACCCCAAUCCUGAGAACGCGAAUCAUUGAUGUUGAAGGACAUGAUAUAUUACAGGUCGUCAUAUCAGAAGAGAAUGCAUUAAAGUCCCUAGUCGGAUGUACUCUUGAAUCAUAUAUCGAAAACGACCGCCGAAAUACUAUGACAUUUGGAACACCUCUGGCUCGCGUUGCAUUCGUUGAAGAAAGUAAUCAGUCAGGCGACAAUGCCAUUGAGAACAAAAGCACUAGAGCAGUGUACAUUGUGUGGACGAUGCACCAUGCGGUGUAUGAUGGUUGGACAAUGGAAUUAAUCCUCAAUCAAGUCCAUAAUAUCUACAGGGAGAAGGACAACCGCCCCUGCCUCGAACCAUUCCAAAAGUUCUUACAGUAUUCAAUAAAAAGAAACGAUGCCGAAGAACGCUUUUGGAAUGACUAUCUUUCAAAAUCAGACAUGUUCUCUUUUCCGGCAUUGCCAUCGACAAGCUAUGAACCACAAGCGAAUACCUCACUACAACAUGAAAUCAAUGAUCUCACAUGGCGCCGCAAAGAUGACAUCACUGCAUCAACAAUGAUGCGAACUGCGUGGGGAAUUCUGCUAUCCUGCUACACUACAACACCAGAUGUACUGUUUGGCGCCACGGUGACCGGGCGACAGGCACCGGUUGCAGGUAUUGAGAAUGUUGCGGGUCCAACUAUUGCUACCGUGCCAGUAAGGAUAGGCGUUGAUCCGCACAUCACAGUUCAUGAGCUCCUUCACCAGGUACAGAGACAGGCGCUCGAUAUGAUUCCAUUCGAACAGACCGGCCUGCAACGCAUUCGACGGAUCAGCGCAAACACAAAUAGAGGGUGCCAAUUUCAGACCCUUAUCGUGGUGCAGCCUCCGCCUUCGAACCAAAAAGUUCGGGAAGAAUCCAUCUGGCAAGUUGUUGGAAGAGAGGGUGAAGGAAUAUCAUCGUUCAACAGCUACGCAGUCCUUGUGGAGUGCCAAAUGAAUUCAGAAGGUGCUCACAUUGAAGUCAGCUUCGACUCUCAGGUGAUAGACACAAAUACUAUGAGCAGAAUGUUGAAGCAACUACACCAUAUCUUGCGAUUGCUUUGUGCGGAUCAGAGUAAUGAGCUUCAAGUUUCAGCUCUUGGGAUUACAGGGCCCGAGGACUUGCAUACUAUUUGGUCAUGGAACUCGUUGCAGCCGGCCGCCUAUGAGACACCCGUUCAUGAAAUGAUUGUUGCUCGUGCCCGAAAAAGUCCAGACGCACUAGCUAUAUGUGCCUGGGAUGGGGAGCUAACAUUUAAAGAGCUAGAUGACUUAUCUACAUGUCUGGCUGAUUACCUACUCGCUCAUCAUUCCUGUGUCGGAUCAAUCAUAGCGCUUUGUUUUGAAAAGUCGAUGUGGACUCCGGUUGCUAUGUUAGCGGUCAUGAAAGCAGGUGCCGGGGCAGUAGCAUUGGAUGUUGACCUGCCCAAGCAGCGACUGCAGUCAAUAGUCAGUCAAGUCAAACCCGUGGUUAUUUUAUCUUCAGUGGCAAGCUAUGAGCUGGCGAACGGUUUCAAUGGUGGGGCAGUUAUUGUGGUUGAUCACCAAAGCAUUUAUUCAAUGAAGUGCUCACUCAAUAGCAACAUGCACAAGCUCACAAGCUCGUCAACAAACCCCAGCCUCCCUCCGGUCGACCCGUCGAGCAUACUGUAUAUUGUGUUUACCUCUGGAAGCACUGGAACUCCCAAGGGAGUGAUGGUUAGCCACGGAAACUUUAGUACUGCUCUUCGGUAUCAGCAAGAUGUAUUGGGAUACGCUUCUGCCACUCGAGUGCUAGACUUCUCAUCCUACGCAUUCGAUGCGGCUUGGCUGAACUUCAUACAUUCAACAGUCGCUGGUGCAUGUCUAUGUAUCCCAGCAGAGCAUGAGAGAAAGACCAAUGUCGGUGCUUGCAUAGACCGGAUGAGGGUUGAUUUUGCCCUGCUCACACCUAGUGUAGCAAGAUUGAUAGAUCCAGAAUCAGUCCCAACCCUGCGUACGCUUGUUCUUGGUGGCGAGGCACAUAACCCAACUGAUGUUGCUAGGUGGAAAUCAGAUCGCGUUGACCUCCGUAAUGCCUACGGCCCCGCGGAAUGUACAGUGGUUGCUACCGUUACCCGGUUGGCGAAUGGUACCACUAAACCUGGAAAUAUUGGGCGAGGAUGGGGGCUGAAUACUUGGGUCAUAGACGUCUCCGGCAACAAUCGCCUUGCUCCGAUUGGUGCUGUGGGCGAGCUAUGGUUAGAGGGCCCUCUUGUUGCGCAGGGAUACCUUGGUGAUUCCAAGAAGACAUUAGAGAGCUUUGUUAAAACCCCCCCAUGGCUCGCAAGAGGUAUACCUACCGUAUUUCCAGGGCGCCAGGGCCGUUUGUACCGUACAGGUGAUCUCGUCCGAUAUAAUCACGAUGGCUCGUUAACAUUCGUUGGCCGCAAGGAUUCACAAGUCAAAAUCCGCGGACAGCGUGUGGAACUGGAUGAUAUUGAAUAUCAUGUACGCCAAAGUCUUCCCAAGCAGUUUCGGGGGGCGGUGAUAGCGGACGUUUUUGCUCCUCGAGAAAGUGAUCACGCUAUCUUGGCGGUAUUUCUCAGCUUGGCAGAAGAUGUAACUCUCAGCAAUUUGUUGGAGGGCCUCGGUGAUAAGAUCAUGGAUCUAUUGCCUGAAUAUAUGAUACCGACUGCAUAUAUCCCCGUGCAUGAGAUACCGAUGACGGCAACGGGCAAAACAGACCGCCGGAAACUGCGCGAGAUAGGGUCUUCUCUAACCAUCGCCGAACUUGCUGGCUUGCGCCCAUCACAGAACUCGGAGCCCCCUGUGUCGGAACGGGAGUGGCAGCUUAAUGCCAUGUGGGCAGAGGUCUUAAAUGUUGAGCCAAGUCUCAUUGGUAGAAACGAUAGUUUCUUUGGUUUCGGAGGAGACUCAAUUACUGCAAUGCAACUGUGUGCAAAAUGCAGGAUGGCUGGCAUCAGCAUGACAGUGCCACAGGUAUUUCAUUGCAGGACCAUCGCAAGGCUAGCAUCAGUGGUGACCGCCGAUGUUGCGGUCCAACAUCACAAUGAGGUGCCCGAGACUGAUUUUUCCCUGUCACCGAUCCAGCUGAGGUUCUUUGAAUAUGAGCCAAAUGGCCAUGAUCAUUUCAACCAAAGCAUGCUAUUGCAGCUGACCCGGCAGGUGAGCUCACUGGAUGUGGCCCAAGCACUUGAAUCCCUCCUGGUGCAUCAUUCAAUGCUUCGGGCUCAGUUUUCCAAAGGACCUCAAGGUGCCUGGACUCAACGCAUAAACGCUACCGCCGGGGGCAGCGGUUACAGGUAUCGAUCGCAUCAAAUGCUGACCAUGAAAGAUUCAAUACAUGCGAUAAAUGAAAGUCAGAAGUCCUUGAAUAUUCGUGAGGGCCCUCUUAUGGCGGCCGAUCUAUUCACGACAGAGGAGGAUGGACAAUAUUUAUUCGUAGUUGUACAUCAUCUUGCCAUCGACCUCGUGUCAUGGCGGGUUCUACUAGAGGAUCUCGAAGAGCAUCUUACCACAGGGGGCAUAUCUAGCGCCACACCCCUCCCCUUCCAGGCUUGGUGCGAAGGACAAGUGCGUUAUGCCCGGAAGCAUCUCUCUUCACACAUCUUGCCACCUUUGGAUAUAUCAUCCCACGCGCAUGAUUACUGGGGCGUUGACAUGACGAAUAAUAUAUACGGCACAGUGCUGGAAGAGAGCUUCACUAUAUCUCCUGACAUUACCCAAGUUCUGUUGGGUCCCGCCAAUACUACAUAUCAAACCCAGCCUGUGGAGAUCUUCCAUGCCGCUCUGGUCUACAGUUUUGCCCAAGUAUUCCAAGACCGACGACCUCCCCCUAUUUUCACGGAAGGGCACGGUCGAGAACCGUGGAACUUAGCAUUGGAUCCGUCGAGAACAGUUGGCUGGUUUACUACAUUGUGGUCCGUGCUCGUAACGCCCAAUAUAGCGGAUGGCUUCAAAGACACCAUCCGUCGAGUAAAGGAUAGCCGUCGGCGGGUCCCUAUGAAUGGCUGGGCGUCUUUUACGGCGAUGUAUCUCAGCAGCGAAGACAACAGACGGCGAUAUGAUGUUCCAGAAAUCAUGUUUAAUUAUCUGGGCCUCUAUCAACAACUCGAACGACCAAAGGGGCUUUUCCGUCUAGCAGACGCACCUGCUGGCGCGCUAUCUAAUAUUGCAGAUAAUGUUCACCGCUUCUCACUGAUUGAUGUGUCGGCUUUGGUGAUGCAAGGCGGUUUGCAUUUCAAAUUCUCAUAUAACCGAUUUAUAAGGAACCAAGAAGCUAUCGCCGACUGGAUCAUUGCAUGCAAGUCCGUACUGGAAGAGGCCGCUUCGACGUUGGUUCGAAGUACGCAAGCACGAACCCUUUCAGAUUUUCCCUUGCUACCGCUAAGCAGCUAUGAUGAAUUGGAUACCCUCAUCAACCAUACACUGCCUUCGCAUGGAAUAAUGCUGGAUCAGGUGGAGGAUAUCUAUCCAUGCUCGCCUAUCCAGCAAGGAAUUCUACUCAGUCAAGCCAAGAACGAAAGUCGAUAUUGGACGCGAAAGCGAUGGCAGGUUCGCUCAUCCUCUCCAAUAUGUCUACAAAGAUUCAAGGAUGCCUGGAAUAAGCUCGUAGACCGCCAUCCAAUCCUCAGGACGGUGUUUAUCGAGAGUGCGCUUCCAGAUGCAUAUCUGGACCAGGUAGUCCUCAAGUCAGUGACUCCAGAAAUCCACAUCAUCACCCUAGCGGACGUGGAUCUUGAAUCUUCACUAAUAAAGCAUAAGCGACUGCGGAAACCACAGGACAGGCUGCCCUAUGUACUGGUUCUUUAUGCUACACCAUCAGGCCGAGUCAUCUGCGAGCUUUUGAUCAAUCAUGCAAUCACAGAUGGAAUGUCCAUGCGCCUUAUCCAAGACGAACUGCAGUUGGCGUACGACGAUGCACUCCCUUUGUGUUCUACUCCACCAUACAGCGACUACAUUGCGCAUCUUCGAUCGCUCGCCCCUGAUACCUCACGGACACACUGGCAGCAAUACCUUGUUGGCGUUAGCCCGUGUAUGCUUCCGCACAUGAACGUCAACCAUCAGGAAAGCGACAGUGUAAAACGAUUACCAGCUAUGCAUCUUGGCAAUGAACUCAACUCCUGCUUGCGAGAUCUUUGCAAGCGCCACGUGUUGACAGCAUCGAAUAUUUUCCAAGUCGCCUGGGCCCUGGUUCUGCAUUUUUACACUGGCCAUGAGACACCUUGCUUCGGGUAUUUGACAUCAGGGCGCGAUGCUCCCAUAGACAAUGUUGCUGCUAUCGCAGGGCCUUUCAUCAACAUGCUAAUCAGCCGCAUCUGCCUCUCUCAUGACAGAUCCAUAUUAAGCAUCAUGCAGGAAACCCAGGCAGACUAUCUUCGAAACCUCGAGCAUCAGCACCUCCCGCUAGCCGAGAUCCUACAUUCUCUACCCGCUUCCACAUCACCUCUGUUUAACACGGCAAUAUCUGUACAGACCAGCAGGUCGGGACCGGCAGAUAGCGUCACGUCAACCAUCCGCCUUCAAGAUACGGCGACCGAAGACCCAAGCGAGGUAUGUAACCCAGUGGCUCCAAAGGGUGUUUGA